Cavia porcellus (domestic guinea pig) is the source of this 9283-nucleotide messenger RNA. It is a transcript of the gene Qser1, whose product is annotated as glutamine and serine rich 1. The coding region runs from base 104 to 5665 and encodes 1853 amino acids. Lineage: Eukaryota; Metazoa; Chordata; Mammalia; Rodentia; Caviidae. The record is from RefSeq and is a predicted model, not a curated record. The transcript has 14 exons.
CCUCCUCCCCUCCCUUCCCGCCCCCCUCACACCCGGCCCUAGCGGAGCCCCCGCUGCAGCCCGCCAGCCCCGCGCCCUGCGCCCUGCGCCCCGCGCCCCCGCGAUGGACAGGAACUACGCGACCUCCGACUUCGCAGACCCGCCGCCCGCGCCCCCCGCCGCAGCCUCCAGCUCCGCCGUGCAGUCCCCGGCCCCCGCCUGGGCCUACGAAGCCCGAGCCCCGGCCGCCGCCUCCAGCCCCCGCUGCAGCAGCCCCAGUCUUAAGGCCAGGACUGCAAUUGAACUGAGUUUAAGCUAUGAAGAAGGACAUCCCUCCCAAUCUGAACCAGAUCUCCAGAGACAGACGUUUGCAGCCUCUCAUCAGCUUCCUGCAUAUGCUGCCACACCUCAGCCAGCUGGGCUUUCAGGAUUAUUUGAGACAAGUGUGAACAGUGCCAGCACUAACAGUAAAGAAUCUUCCGUGAUGAGUUUUCUCUCCACUAUUGAGUCCCGAACUGCUCAGGCUGCUUCUUCAGGAACUACUCUUCUACCACAAUUCAGGGCUCCAUCCUGGCAGACAGGCAUGCAUUCCUCAGCAGCUACUGAGUUUGUUACUGGACCUUUGCCAACCACUGGAACUCUUCCACCAUCUGCCCUCUCUGCUUAUCAGCAUCCUACCACCUUUAGCAAUAGAAACUUUGUUACAACCUCACCUUUGGUGCUUCAAGACUCAACUUUUAACACUACAUCAAGUGGAAUUUUAAAUCCUCAUGAUCCUUUGCUACAAAUUAAGACUUCCCAGGGAACUAUUCCAACUGCUUUGGCAUUUGAACGCCUGGGCAGUUCUGCGUUAAGUAACAGUGUACCACCUCAGUCUUCAACAUAUCGCUCAGCUCAAGAGUCAGCGCCCCAUCUUUUACAACCUCAAUUUAGUUUGUUGCCUUCAGCACUGGGGGGAGUCCAGCAACCUCCUCAAGCCUACAGUUCAACUCUCUUCUCUAGUUCUACUGCUUCCAUUGAAAGAGCUCUUCUUCGAGAAUGUAGUGUUAUUAAACACCAUCAGCGGCCUUCAGGUACUCAGUCUAUUCAGGCACAACUGACUGGUUCACAACAUUCCCUACAUAGUUAUCUAGCAAAUACAAGUGUGGUUAAUUUUCAGGAAACAACCAGGCAGUCAUCUUUACCAUGUAGCCCAGUUGGAGAUUCUACUCAGGUGAACAAUGGAGGUUUGCAGCAGAAGACUCCGCAGGUCUCAGUAGAACUUGCUCAGUCUUACGCAUCUGCAAUUCCAUCAUCAGGGUAUCCUCCUACUACAAAAAUAAAUAGUUGUUCUACAAAACAAGCACUAACAUCAACUAAGACCCAAAAACCUCAAAAUACAAUCCCUCCUGUGCAAACACUAAGCUAUUGCAAACCUUUACAUAAUCAGAGUUCUGUAAUAUCGGGUCAAGCACAAAUCUAUUCUACAGCACAGCUACCAAGCCUUUUAUCAGUUAGUCAGUCCCAAAAUUAUGGUUUAGUGCAGCCACAUAAUGUGCCAUCUAUUGUUCAUUCACAAGUUUACAGGCCCAGCAAGGUUGAGAAAUUGCCAUCCUUGUAUAAAACAUUAACCUUUUCUGGGUCAUCUCAGCCUAUAACUUCUGAAAAUCAGACAGUUAGUUAUUCAUCCAAUCAACAAGAAGUGUUAUCUUCAGUUACAAAUGAGAAUUACCCUGCUCAAACAAGAGAUCUUUCUUCAGUCAGUGAGUCUCAAAGUUAUUCAUCUGGUCAUUCUCAGGGUUUAUCACCAGCUAGCCAGACACAGGUUAGUUUUUCAUCUCAAUCACAGGUUUUGUCAGUUGUUAGUCCUUCAGAAAGCUAUGCCUCAGGGCAGUCCCUGACAUUAACAGCCCCUUCUCUAUCUUACUCUUCUGCCUCUCAGCCCCAAAAUUUGUCAGAUUCUAGCCCAACCCAAAAUUACAUUCCUAUGCAUUCUUCCCAAAAUACCCAGACUCAGGGGUCAUCAUCUCCCCAGCCCCAGAAGUUUUUGCCUGCUGUCCAGUCAUCUUUUGCAUCCUCUACACAUUGUCAUGCAUUACAGAAUAACGUACCUUCCCCUGAUUCAAAGUCUUAUGCUGAAGGAAAACUUGGCUCAAAUGUGUACACAUCUUCUAAGCAAGAAGGUGACUUUCCAAUGCAAGAGUUACAGGCACUGCAGUCACAAGCAUCUCUUGAGCCUUCAACUCAGAGGCUAUCAGAUGGGGAAAUUAAUGCUCCAGAAUCAACUUACAAGGUGUCAAAAGCAGAUGACAGAUAUUCCCAGGGUGUAAUUAAAAGCAAUUCUCAUCUUGAAGAUCAAGUUGUUGGUAUUCCUCUGGAAGGGCCAAAGAAAGAAGAAAACAUGGUUGGUUCAGUGACACAGCUUAGCCAGCAAAUUGGUCCGGCUAAUAAUGGAGCAACUCUUGAUCUUAAGAAGGCUGCUAAUUUAAUGCAAACUCCACAAGUAAGUUUGAGUACUAAAGACUUAAACCAGCAGCAUCCUCUUAUACAUAAGGUACAUGAAACCAAGGUCCAGGAACAGCAUGAUCAAGUAAUUAAUGCUUCGCCUCAGAUUCAGAUUCCAAAUCAUGCAUUAGGACAUGGACAUCAGGCAUCUCUUACUAAUACACAGGUCCUUUUAGAUUCCACCUGUGAUUUACAGAUUCUUCAGCAAUCAAUACUGCAGGCAAAUUUAGGACAAGUAAAGGCAUCUUUACAAGUACAGCGUGUCCAGAGUCCUCAACAAAUAGUACACCCUUUCCUGCAGAUGGACGGUCAUAUUAUUCAGAGUAAUGAUGAUCAUCCUCAGCAGCAACUCCAUCCUCAGAAUUCUGAAAUUAUGAAACUAGACCUUGCCGAAUCUUCAAAACCAUUACAACAUUUGACAACAAAGGGCAAUUUCAGUGAAACAAAUCAACAAGAUUCAAAGGCUCAGUUUGUUUCUCUUGGAUCAAUAUGUUUCCCAGAGGCAAUGCUUCUGAGUGAUGAAAGAAAUAUUUUAUCAAAUGUAGAUGACAUCUUAGCUGCUACAGCAGCAGCUUGUGGAGUUACACCUUCUGAUUUUUCCAAGUCAACUCCAAAUGAAACCAUGCAGACUGUUGAAGGUGGUGAUUCUAAGUCUCAUUUUCCACAGCCAUUAAAUGUCAGCCAUGUGACAUCAGAUUUUAACUCCAUAACAGCUACAGUAGGAAAGCCACAGAAUCUAAAUGAUAGUUCCCUAAAUGGAAAUCAGGUGACUGUGAACAUUUCGCCAGUACCAACCCUUCAGUCAAAAAUGACCCUGGAUCAACAACACAUUGAUACAUCUGCUCAAAGUAUACCAACUAAAGUAAUGUCAGCAGGUGUUGGAGCAAGCCAUGAAGUCCAGGAGCAAGGUUGUGGCCCAUUCAAGAAACAGUCUGCUGCCAAUCAUGAGCCUGAGGAAGACAGUGAAGUUCCUGUUGAUAACACAUUAAAUAAUAACAGAAACCAAGAGUUUGUUUCCAGUAGUAGGAGUAUAAGUGGAGAGAGUGCUACGUCAGAAAGUGAAUUUACUUUAGGGGGUGAUGACAGCAGUGUAGCAAUGGACGCUACUAGAAAUGCACUUGCACUGUUGGCUGUGGCCCAACCUGGGGAUGCAAUCAGUGUCAAGCUUGAAGAGGAAAACCAAGAUUUAAUACAUCUUAACCUUCUGAAGAAAAAGGUUAAAGGGAAAGGGCAAAUUAAAGAGGAAGACAUCAGUAAUCAGAAACAGCCGAAAAGACCUGCCCCAGGCAAACGGCAAAAUGCCAGGGGAACAGAUACGUAUCUACCAUAUACUCCUCCUUCCUCUGAGAGCUGCCAUGAUGAUGAUCAGCAUCAAGAAAAAAUGAGACAGAAGAUCAAAGAAGUAGAAGAAAAACAGCCAGAAGUCAAAACAGGAUUUAUUGCUUCUUUCUUAGAUUUUCUGAAAUCUGGCCCCAAGCAGCAGUUUUCCACUCUUGCAGUCCGAAUGCCUAACAAGACCAGAAGACCAGGGACCCAGAUUGCCCGUACACUUUGCCCCCCACAGUUUCCAAAGAUUUCAACCACAACACUCACGCCUUUAGUGACAGAAAUGGGGAGUAACAGUCCAUCAGAAAAAGUCGAUAACAAACUUAAAAAUUUGGAACAUUUAUCUUCCUUUUCUUCCGAUGAAGAUGAUUCUGGAGUGUGCAGUCAGGAUAUUUAUAAAACCAUCUCUGCUUCCUUUGUGUUGGAUGCUACUUCUAAUAAAAAGAAGAAAACAGUUUCAGAAGCCCUACAGGUGUCAACUCCUAGCCAAUCUGCCAAUACCACUAGUCCUGCUACGACUUCUUCCACCACAAUGUGUGCAGCUAAGCAAGAACCUCACCACUCUACUUCUGCAGUAAACAGCCUGGAAAAUAUAAAUGCUACAGAACCCCCAAAAUCCAUCAAGCUUGGUAGUCUUCCUUCAGACCAAUUGGCAAAAGGACAGGACACUGUUGCCAUAGAAGGUUUUACAGAUGAGGAAAACACAGAAAGUGGAGGAGAAGGCCAAUACAGAGAACGUGACGAAUUUGUGAUAAAGAUAGAAGACAUAGAGACUUUUAAGGAGGCUUUAAAAACAGGAUUAGAACCCCCAGCUAUUUGGAAAGUACAGAAAGCUUUGUUACAGAAAUUUGUUCCUGAAAUUCGAGAUGGGCAAAGAGAAUUUGCAGCUACGAAUAGUUACCUAGGAUAUUUUGGAGAUGCCAAGAACAAAUACAAAAGGAUAUAUGCAAAGUUCAUUGAAAAUGCAAACAAAAAGGAGUAUGUCAGAGUUUGUUCCAAAAAGCCAAGAAAUAAACCUUCACAAACUAUCAGAACUGUUCAGCCCAAGCCAAGUACUAGCAGUAAAACUUCAGAUCCUCCAACAUCAAAAACUACAACUACAAAAGCCCCUUCCAUGAAACCCAAAGUUAAACAGCUAAAAAUAAAAGCUGAGCCACCACCAAAGAAACGGAAGAAAUGGAAAGAAGAAUUUUCAUCAUCCCAGUCUGACUCAUCUCCUGAGAUUCAUUCUAGUAGUACUGAAGAUGAGGAAUUUGAGCCGCCAGCUCCUUUUGUCACUCGCUUUUUGAACACAAGAGCAAUGAAGGAAACCUUUAAGAGUUACAUGGAACUGCUUGUUAGCAUUGCCCUGGACCCUGACACAAUGCAAGCCCUAGAGAAGAGCAAUGAUGAACUACUUCUACCUCAUAUGAAAAAAAUAGAUAGCAUGCUUAAUGAUAAUCGAAAAAGACUUCUUUUGAAUCUUCAUUUGGAUCAGCCAUUCAAGAAUGCUUUGGAAAGUUUUCCUGAAUUAACGGUAAUUACUCGAGAGUCUAAAGCAAAAAGUGGAGGAUCUGCUAUUUCUAAAAUCAAAAUGAAUGGCAAAGCUUAUAAUAAGAAAACUCUGAGGACUUCUAAAACAACCACUAAGUCUGCACAGGAGUUUGCUGUUGAUCCAGAGAAAAUACAACUGUAUUCUUUGUACCAUUCACUCCAUCAUUAUAAAUAUCAUGUUUACCUGAUAUGUAAAGAUGAGAUUUCUUCUGUGCAGAAAAAAAAUGAAGACUUAGGACAAGAGGAAAUUGUUCAACUUUGUAUGAAAAAUGUAAAAUGGGUGGAGGACCUAUUUGAAAAAUUUGGAGAACUUUUAAAUCAUGUACAGCAGAAAUGUUCCUAACAUUUCCACACAAAUUGCAUCUUUUCUAUAGCACUAAUGAGAUUGCAGAAGGGGUGGUCACAGAUAAUCAGUUGUCACAUAGGUCUCCUGCAAAUGUGUUCUUCCAUUGUGGAACUUUUACCAGGACUUUUUUUUUUUUUUUUUUUUUUUUUUUUGAGACAGGGUCUUGCUAUGCAGUUCAGGCUGGACUUGUAGCCCAAGCCGGUCUUGAAUUUGCAAAGAUCCUCCUGGCUCAGCCUCCCAAGUGCUGGAAUUGUAGGAAUGCGCCACCAUACCCGGCUCUUACCAGGACCUUUGCUAAAGGGCAGAGAUGCUGCCAAGGAAGUCAGUGCUCAGAAACAGACCUUCAUCCCAUGACAUUUUUAUCCUGAGGAUAAAAAUGAAUUUUUAUCCUGAGGAAUGAUCUUUCUACUUUGUAAACUAUUGGGUAACUGAAUUUUAUUUUCAGAAAUUUUUUUUUGGCAAAGGAUGAAGCAUGCACUAAAUAUAAUUUUCCUUUAUGACUAGAGAAAUAACACCUAAAUAACUUGAUCAUCAGACUCUGACUAAAUACCAGAGUGAACUAGAAGUGGCGGAAAGCAUAUGUUUGUAUUCCAGUGUAGCCACAAAAUAGAAAACAUUGUAUAUUGUGUAAACAGAUCUGGUGUGCUGUGACAUCUUGUAUGAGAAUAUCAUCAACUUUAAAUAUAAAAUUCAGAAACUACAUUCUGCUUAAUGGACUCCUUUUGACAUGUUCAGGAAACUGGAUGUGGAAUUGGUGCAAUUCUGUGCUUUUUCUGUCAGAUUAUAUUGUGAUAAACAGUAAUGUACUAUUUUCCCUAUCUCAAAGAAAAGUAUUUUCAUUUAUCCUGUGUUUUACCUUUGGAAAUUUUUCAAUUGUACGUUUUAUUUUACUAAUAGUUGUAUUUUUCACAAGGAAAAUACUGUGGUGUUACAAUUAUGUUCUGUAUCUGUACUACACUUCAUUGUUUCAGUAAAUCUAUUUAGUUUUAUGACAUAUUUCUAUUGUGAAUUCUAUCUUGAGGAAACCAUUAGCUUUGUUCAUUCAAAUUUGCUCCAGUGUUAUCCAGAAUGUACAUUUAGUGCUAGAAUUAGUUUAGCUUUAUAAAUGGGGCUGUGUUAGACACUGCAGCAAUUUCCUAAUUCAUAGAUUUUUUUUACCAAACUAUCAUUUGAUUAAUUCAUUGAAGCAAAAAUGUAAGUACAUGAUGCAUUUGUGAAGAAUGAAGUUAACAAUUGGGUGAUACGCAGUGUUACACACAACUUCCCUAACUCCUAGAACUGGAAGUGGUAGAGUUCUCCUUUUGGUGCCUUUUCAACCUUUAUACAUACUAUUGUAGCUUUCUUGAGUUUGGUAGGUAGUGCGGUUCCAGUAGUUUAGCAGAGACAGUGAAUGUAUUAGGUUCAACAUGACCUUGUAUUUUAUUUGUGUUUGCCAACAGGAUGCCUUAUUUGUUUGUGAAAAAAGAUUCACUAGUUCACUCUAAUAUGUUCCCCUUUUUAGAUUCUAAAAAAGUUAAUCAUCAUACUUUCGUUUAUUUUACCACCAUUUAGUGCCUUAAGUCCUAUCAAGAAAGCAGUGUUACUGCUCAGUGCCCAAAUAAGAUACACUCACCUGGAUAUUUCUGUUGCCUUGGUUUUGAGUUAACAGACCAAAUUCUUAAAACUUCAGUGAACUGACAAAGAAUUGAAGGUAACAUAUUACUUGAUUUGAGAAUAAAAUAUUGUAGCAUUGGGUAAAACAGGAUUUGAGUUGAGCUCACGUAUUUAUUUCUAACAGUCAUCUUAUUAAAAGCAAUAAUGCUUAAUAUUUGUACUUGUCAUUAGACAAGGUACUCAGUAAUGGAAGUUUUUCUAAAGGAUUAAAUGUUCCAUUUUUGAAAGUUUUUAGAAAAUUUUAUUUUGAAAACAAAAGUAACCUAUUAGAUUGAUUUUUUGCCUAACUCACAUGAGAGAUGCGGAGAAUAUAGCAGUAGGGGAAUUAUAUCUCGAGAGGGGAGAGGAGGAGGAGGAAGCAGCCAUAUUUUUCUGAUAGUAUUGACUCUGGACAGAACUGGUUUCUUUCAUUUCCAAAAUACAGAGUGGGGAACUGUAUCUCCUAUGUUGCAGUGUUUCAAGUAUACAUUUUUAUAUUAUCCCCCCAGCUUACUUUACUGAAUCACUGAUGGUUUAAAAUAGUUUUGAAAGCCACCUUCCAUUUAGGUAACAUCUUGAAGUAGAUGCAUGAAAUCAGUCACAUUUUCUUCAAGAGUAAGCCCAAUGGAAGACAAAGAUGUGUCUUUUCAAUCUCGUUUCCUAUAGGAAAUAAUCCAUUUGCUUCUGACUGACAGUUGUUCUCAGACUGUAUACAGUUGUAUCCAUGUUAGUAACACAAGUGUUUCUGUAAUAUGGGAGGCCAAGUCCUAUGAUCACCUGCAAGAUACCCUGCUGUUAGGGUUGUCACCAUCUCUCAUAUGUUCUGUAUAGCACAGGAAGAUCAGCAACCUUGGGCCUUCAAGCAAAGUGGGACUAUAUUAUGACAACCAUACGUAUGUCUUCUCUUUGUAUGAAGUUAAAUAAAUAGCUAGCUGGUUAGCAUUUCCAUUCCUUGCCAGGGCGGUUGAAAUGUAUAAUAUAGAAGUGACUUUAGGUUGUAGAUAGAAUUAAAAGAGGUAAAGCGUAUGUUGCUACAGCACAGGAAAAUAUUUUAAAGAUUGGGUUUUUUUACCGUAGAGAAAUCUGGAAAUAAUUUAAUGUAAAAAGUAAUUUUAUGUUGGUGCUUAUUAGUUCAGAUGAGGGUUGGAGAAUAGGUCCUGUAUCAUUUUCUUGAUAACCCAGUUUCCACUUAAUUGAUCCUUUAAUGAAAUCAUAAGUGCAUAAUGAUUUAUGAAUUAUCACAAUAAGUUGAACUAGAAAUUCCCCAUUUUCUGUUGUAUUAUCAAAUAGGAAACAUUGGUAACAUGGAAAAAAAUCAUUUUAAAAUUAUUUAUAAAAUUUUAGAUUACCUUUAAUGUUCUAAAUUUAAAUUUCUAAAACAAAAACAUAUAGGUAAACUCAUGCAUUAGUACUAUUUUUCAAAGCUUCACAUUUUUAAACUAAUUUCCCUCUAAAUACACAUACUAUAUUUAUUUUCUUUAAAGCAGCUGUAUUGCAGCCUAUGUCUCUGAAGACAUACCCAUAAAACCAAUACAGCAGCACGGUUAUUGAAGCAACUUCCCCAAAAGUUGCUUCAAAUGUGUAAGUUGCUAUUUUAUUGUAUCUGUAGAAUGCAACUUUUGUUUUAAACUGUGUUUCCAUGUGUUUCACAAAAGCCCUUCUCAGAGUGAAAUAUCCCAGAAAAUCUGUGUCUGUGUCGGUUACACUUGACACACAACUACACAAAUAAACUGUACACUAUUGGUUGUACAUUAACUUGCACACACAAGUUUUGGCAUCUGUGUUCACAAAUGCAUGUCUUUGCAAAUCACCUUUAUUUAUAAGUGACAAUAAUUGAAAUUAUGGAUACAGAGAAACCAUUUGUAGUCCAGAGUUUUCAAUCGGUCCAUAAUACAAUGUAUGGAAAUGUGAAAGACAAUUUUGUAUAUUUGUUUGUUACUAACUCAGAUCAUUAAAAUGAAAACAAUUUUUUAAACAAGAAAA